Molecule: messenger RNA, 848 nt
Organism: Coffea arabica (coffee)
Lineage: Eukaryota; Viridiplantae; Streptophyta; Magnoliopsida; Gentianales; Rubiaceae
Source: RefSeq, a predicted model, not a curated record
CUAAGGAAACAGUAGUUGGUGGUACUAUAAAGCCCUUCCAAUGGCAUUAAAGCUCUCAUCUUUAGUAUCACCUUCAGUAGUUCGUCGCCGAUUACCAUUAGUAGGUGCUUUCUGUGUCCUAAGCUUCGGUCUUUCCAAUCUCUGCCCCUCUUUUAAUCCCUCCUCUAAAACGGGCUGUGCUCAAUCCCUCCACUUUCUCCCAAUCUUGGGAUCAAAAGUUGGUAGUAGUGUUCAUAGUACAAAUAGGAUAAGGAUGGAAGCAAGCAGCAAAACUGUUCCCAGCAUUGUUGUCUAUGUCACUGUUCCAAAUAAAGAAGCUGGUAAGAAACUGGCAGAAAGCAUAGUUAAAGAAAAGCUUGCAGCCUGUGUAAACCGAGUUCCAGGAAUAGAGUCUGUUUAUGAGUGGAAAGGGGAGGUGCAGACAGAUCCUGAAGAGUUGCUAAUAAUUAAGACUAGGGAAUCACUUUUGGAUGCUCUGACAGAGCAUGUCAAGGCAAAUCACGAAUACGAGGUGCCAGAAGUGAUCGCCUUGCCCAUAACCGGUGGCAACCUCCAAUAUCUUGAAUGGAUAAAGAAUAGCACAAGGGACUGAACUGGUUAAAGCCAAGGCUAUAUACAGGAAAAUGCAUCGUUUCUUGGAAUAAAUAAAUCCCUUUUGGUUGUAUAUAUAGCACUUUGUGCAUACUGUCGCAUGAGCAGUGGAUGUUUAUGUUGCCUUUUAAUAGAUUGGAUUGGAUAUUGUUUGCCUGAACCACUGUACGUUUGACGCAUCCAUGACCUGUUUUUCAACUCCAGGAAAAAGGGAAGGAUAAAAAAAACCAUGACAGGAGCAGCCAAUAUAUUCUCUC